This is a messenger RNA of Striga asiatica, 1394 nucleotides long. Lineage: Eukaryota; Viridiplantae; Streptophyta; Magnoliopsida; Lamiales; Orobanchaceae. The record is from the annotation of a GenBank genome assembly.
AUAAAAAGCACGAUUUUUCACACCUUUUGCAGUUAAAACUUACACAAGACUCUACUUUCUUUUCUGCGGACUCGCUGCGAUAAAUUGAAGAUGGACGCGGCGGUGCAGAAUAAUGAAGAAAACGAGAGGAGAGGUCGAGAGCCUUUCGAGGAGGCCCUGAUGGUCGCGAUGGCGGUAGACGGCGCGGCGGAAGAGGCGGAUUACGUCGGUGGAAUGAAAGGGACGGUUCGAGGGCCUUGGUCACCCGACGAAGACGCUAUUCUAACAGGUCUGGUGAGGAAAUUUGGUCCUAGAAACUGGAGUCUGAUCGCCAGAGGAAUUCCGGGCCGUUCUGGGAAGUCGUGCCGCCUGCGGUGGUGUAAUCAGCUCGACCCUUGCGUCAAGCGAAAGCCCUUCACGGAUGAGGAAGAUCGUAUUCUUAUUGAGGCACAUGAAGUACACGGGAACAAAUGGGCUUCAAUUGCAAAACUCCUGCCAGGAAGAACAGACAACGCAAUAAAAAACCACUGGAACUCUACCCUUAGGCGCAGGUUCCUCAACUUAAGAAGGUCAACAACAGCCGAUCAAACCUACUUUGGCUCGAAUAUCAACUUGGUCAAGUCCGAGACCCCAUCAAGCUUACCCCUCAACUCCUCUGACAAAAUGAAAAAUGAAAAUUCACAACACACUGCCAUGAUUCCACUUGAAGGCAAAUAUGAAGCUACUACUUCAAGCUCUCCUGUUACGCAACCAAAUGUUUAUCCCUCAGCUGACAACUCUCCAAUGAUUUCCAAAGUUGGUGCAUUUACCGUCUGUAAUAAUUCUUCAAGUUUUAAACAGAAGAAUACUGAGAUAUUCAAGUUUCAGCCGAUUGUGCGGUUGCAGUGUGGCCAUGGCUGCUGUGAAGGCCCUAAAAUUUCAUUGUUGGGGCCUGAGUUUGUGGAUUAUGAUGAAACACCAGAUAUGUUUAGCCCUGAGCUGGCUUUGCUUGCUAGGGAUUUGAACAGUAUUGCAUGGAUGAGAAGUGGUCUUGAGGAGAAUACGAAAAUUGAUCAAGUGAUUGAAGACUUAGAUGGGAUGAAAGCUUUGCGAGCUGAGGUGGAGGGCUUGAGUUGAGGAGGUUAUGUCAUUCAAUCUUCUUCUUCUUCUUCUUUGGUUUGGGCUGAUUAUAAGGUUUUUUUUUUUGGUGUAAAAAGGCUCGGCUCCUUCAUGUCAUUUUCUAUUAGUAUUAGUGAACAAUUGUUGGUCUCUUAACCUGAUAAUUGUUGCCCUUUUACAACAUGUUUUGUCUUGUAUUUGGUGUUUUUGGUAUCUUUUCUCAUCGCAGGGCUCUUAAUCUUGUGUUCCAUGAUGAUGGGUUAGGGUUUGGUUGAAAAUUGAAAUUGAGGUUGAUAUAUACUAUAUAUACAAACAAG